Molecule: messenger RNA, 822 nt
Organism: Mytilinidion resinicola
Lineage: Eukaryota; Fungi; Ascomycota; Dothideomycetes; Mytilinidiales; Mytilinidiaceae
Exons: 3
Coding region: 1-822 (273 amino acids)
Source: RefSeq, a predicted model, not a curated record
AUGGCCUCCGACGGGCAGGCUACCGCCUCCAAGCUCGCCUCUUAUGGCCAGCCAACCGGCUUUACGACAGGCUCUACGGGCACCAAGCGCGCAGCCUCUCGUUUGACGGAGGCUCCUGCCAUCGAGAGCGCUACUAAGAGACGACGUAUCCUCCCGAAGCCUGCUCUGCCAACUACAGCUGCCACUCCCGUUACCAUAGCUGGAGAUGCAACCAACAUCCUCCCAUGUGCCUGCGAAAAUUGCCUUAAAAGACUUCAGGAGCGAGAAGAAACCAAGAAGCAGAUACUACCCUCGCAUGGCAUGGAGCAGGAUGACGCUUCCGCCACCCCGACCAAAAGUAUGCCAGUCGAACAAACCAAGAAGCAGGAUGGCAACGCUGAGUCUGGACGAGCACUCCAUGCCACUUCUGCCUCUGCUACCGAGACUACGCCGGUCGAACAAACGAAGAAACAGACAAUGACCGAGCGGAUGCGGGCCCGGGGUGGCACCGCUGAACCGGAACACGAAGCCCAUCCCGCGGAUGAGGAGCGGUAUGAGGGCUUUAGGAACUUCGCCGAGAAGGCUAAGUGGGAGGUACUCUCUAAGAAGUUGGAAGAGGCGGAGCGGAAGAGGAAGGAGGAGGAUGGGGAUGAUGGUCUGCCCCAGAUGCAGAUGAAGGAGACUUAUACUGCUCAAGGCCUUGCUUACGAGAAGCAAGCUAGGGAUUUUGACGAAAAGGUGUGGGAGAAGAACGUGAGCGAGCUUCAUGCGCAGAUAGCGAGGGUGCAUGUUAAUCUGCUUCAGAUGCGGGGAGGCGUGAGGAAUGGGGAGGUUCCUUUCUGA